AUGUCAUUUGGAUUGACUAAUGCUCCUGCAUACUUCAUGAAUAUGAUGAACAAGGUGUUUAUGGAGUUCUUGGAUAAAUGUGUGGUUGUUUUCAUUGAUGAUAUAUUGGCGUUCUCCAAGAAUAAGCAAGAGCAUGAGGUGCAUCUGCGUCUGGUAUUGGAGAAAUUGAGGGAACAUGAAUUGUGUGCCAAGUUUAGCAAAUGUGAGUUUUGGCUGGAUGAGGUAGCAUUCCUUGGACAUGUUGUGUCAGGUAAUGGAGUUGCAGUUGACCCAUCUAAGGUUGCUGCAAUUACAGAGUGGGAGACACCCACGACAGUUGGGGAGAUUCGCAUUGAGAACUUUUCCAAGAUUGCAAAGCCUAAAACUGAAUUGUUGAAGAAAGAGAAGAAGUUUGUUUGGACUGAUGAAUGUGAAGCCAUCUUUCAGGAAUUGAAGCAACGUUUGGUUACAACACCAGUCUUAACUUUGCCAGAUAUACAUAAGGACUUCCAGUAUCAUCCUGGAAAGGCUAAUGUUGUUGCUGAUGCGUUGAGUCGUAGGAGCCAUGCUAAUGCAAUUAAUGUUGAUAAUAUGCCACCCGAGUUAUGUGAGCAAUUCGGGAAUCUCAGGUUGGAGAUGGUUCCUAAAGGAUAUUUGGCAACACUUGAGGUAAAAUCUACUUUACUUGACAGGAUCAGAGAAGCUUAA
Molecule: messenger RNA, 687 nt
Organism: Aegilops tauschii subsp. strangulata
Lineage: Eukaryota; Viridiplantae; Streptophyta; Magnoliopsida; Poales; Poaceae
Source: RefSeq, a predicted model, not a curated record